Molecule: messenger RNA, 546 nt
Organism: Photinus pyralis (common eastern firefly)
Lineage: Eukaryota; Metazoa; Arthropoda; Insecta; Coleoptera; Lampyridae
Exons: 2
Coding region: 33-452 (139 amino acids)
Source: RefSeq, a predicted model, not a curated record
AUGCUCAAUUUUGGAUCAACUUCUUUCAAAUAAUGAAGGAGGAAUUUAUCUUUGAUGGUAGUUUUCUCGACAAAAACUUGUGCCAAUUUUGUUUUUUGGAAAUAAUACAGGAUGAGUCUCGGGAUGAGUUAGAUGAUGUCGCACUUGAAUGGAAUAUUCAUCGCAUAAGACAAUCCAGGAAUAAUGUUGCACCUCACGGACGACCUGUACUAAUGUUUGAAUCAACCGAAAUCUAUAACACUCGCGAUUUCAAAGUUCCAGUAGCUGAAGUCAAGCGCAUAGCAUAUCAACGGGAGUGUAAAAAUCUAGAGACAGUUUGCGAUGAGGACCUCGAGGAACUUUGCAAAUUGAUAAUGGAAGAGAAAACUUUACCACCUCCUAAGGAUCCUUAUGACGCUUUAACUUUAUAUAAAAUGUUGAAAUCUGAAAUUGGUGUGCGAUUGGAUUUGUAGUAGAUGCCUUCUAAUUUCAUAUAAAUUUAGUAUAGUUUGUUGUAUAGGUAUGUAGGAUAGCUUACUCGUCCGCCAUAUUGGAGCCAAUUUUAGC